UAGGAUAGGAUAGAGAUAGCGAUGUUAGUAUUAAUACAGCUGUCUCUCAUAUGUAGCCGAGUUGUUCACUUGUAAACGAAUUGUCGACACCAUGAAGCGGUCACAGAAGUUAGGCUUGAUUAUGACAGCAGUGUCAUUGCUGCUAGUGUGUAUUACCUUCUGCACUCCUGGCAUGUACAUCGUCCGUAUUGCUAAGGACAAGAAGGUGCAGACAGAACAAGAGGUUGUCGUAACGGUCGGGAACACAACCGUCCGUCGUUAUGAGCCAGUCACCAUCUCCAUACCAACGUCUGUGACGUUGUCGUGUGGUCUCUGGUACUUCAGCGCCUGUGUUCCUAACUACUGUGACGUCCACUCUUACCAACAUGCCAAACACGCUGCCAGACACUUUGACGAAGCGCUACAAGGCAUGGAUAUGGACAAGAUAUAUGACCAUCUCGGAGAAAUCGCCAAGUUCGCUUUUACAGAGUUCCAGGUGGAGAUAACUGUCUCAAUGGUCUGUCUGGUCAUCUCACUCGUAACGACGAUGUGUUACUUCCGGGGACGUAUGUCCCGGAGAUGUUUGGGACUCACUGCCUUUAUCACCACGCUCCUACCAGGUAUUCUUCUCGCUGUGGCAACUGCAAAGUGCGUGGCACUGAUCCUCAUGUCACGUGUCCUCCUCGGCAGCGCCUUUGACUUCGACAUGAGUAAAGUCGCCUUCCGUUUCCCUUACAGUCUUCUCCUUUCUGCAAUAGCUGCCUUCUUUCUUUUUGGAUCCUCUUUGUCUCUAUUAUUGACCAUCACCGACAAGAAGACGCUUCUGUCUGACAAGGCGUCGUAUAGUGUGAUGUGCAACGAAAAGUCCCGAGAUAUUCCGAGCAAUAUGGUUUCUCCUGCUGACAGUUCUCUUCCUAUCAGCGUUGGCAUUUCACAUUUCAACUGAGACGAAAUAACUGAUGAUAAAGAAUCGCUAAAGCAUCAUAUAUAAUAAAAAAAACGCUCAUGAAUUUC
Molecule: messenger RNA, 993 nt
Organism: Mizuhopecten yessoensis (Yesso scallop)
Lineage: Eukaryota; Metazoa; Mollusca; Bivalvia; Pectinida; Pectinidae
Exons: 3
Coding region: 92-925 (277 amino acids)
Source: RefSeq, a predicted model, not a curated record